UUUGAGCUUGUUCGGGGGAAUAAAUGCAGCAACCCAAUUUCAAUUGUGACCACUUCGCAAAUUUUGUUAUUCUCGCUGAGCUUUCUGCGACUAGCCACUCUCCCACUCGGCUUCACCCUCACCCUCACCCUCAUAUCAGGCUUCUGGCUGCUAACGAAAUCAGGCUCUCUCUCGGUGUCUCCUACCGUUUCGGAGGCUAUUUGCUUGCUCAAAAGUUGCAUGAACUUUUUCCUGAGGUUUUGGGUAAUUGGAUAUUUGGGUUAAUCGUGCAGCUAUUUGGAUUAAACCAGCAAAUCAUGUAUGUUCAAGGUGAAAAUCAAGACAUUGAAACAAUAGAGAUGCCAUUGUCACCCCAUAGUACCUCUGACCCUAAACGUAAAACAACUUCUUCAGUUUGGGAAGGUGAUAUUCUAAAAGCUGAUUGUAAACAUUGUUUUAAGGAGUUAGUUGAGGCUAGUAAACAUGGGACUAGCCAUAUGAAAGAACAUAAAAAAACAUGUCUUGAGAGAGUGUGCCUAGAUGCAGGUAAGCAAUUGUUUUUUGAAGAAAGGUUAAAUUUGUGUUGAAUAUUGGAAAAUUACAUAAGUAGAGCAAAAGAAGACCGCGACCUACAAGUUAGGUGCUCAGAGAGCAUACUAGAGGGAAGAAGUAGAAGAAAAGAAAAAAUAAUCGAGGGAGAAAAUGAGGACAAUUUAAAUAGAACAAAAAGCAAUAAAACGAUAAAACACUGUUGGUAGACUGUCGGAUAUCCUCAGCGGGGUUUUGGUCGAUGAGAAAGCAGAUAACCACUGUGGAUCUGUUGCACUUUCUGCUACGAGCACUGGUACUUCAGUAGGCAGGCUGACUUUGUUAGCGGCCAGAGUAGCACUGUGGGCUGGUUGCAUGCUGGUACCUCAAGAGACGAGGUAAGUUUGGAAGUAGCUAGCUCCGCUGAGGGGUCAAGCCUUGUAUGGCCGCCAACAGUGGGUCAGCAGAGGUAUAAGUGACCCUCCGGCGAGGGCUUUCUAUUACAACCCCAACUUCAGAAGAUAAAAACUUGGGCAGGACUAUAUUCUAUAGGCACUGCUACUACUAGAGGUUGGCUGAUUAUGGAAAAGACUGUAGUGGCCUUCCCUGAGGAGAGAAAGCUUCCGUGAAGGAAUUGGCAGCCAAGGAAUAGUUGCUGCUAAGCAGAGGGUCUUCAGUGGAGAGGCGAGAGGGUCUUCAAGAAAUUAAGGCUUGGGCAGUUUUGUCUUCGAUGGGUACUGCAUCUUCAAAAGGUUAGCUCCAAAGGCUUGCUGCUCUUUGGUGGGUGGACCAAAGGGGAAGUUGUAAAGAUGAUGGGAUUGAAGAUUU
This is a messenger RNA of Amborella trichopoda, 1335 nucleotides long. NCBI's taxonomy places the organism in Eukaryota, Viridiplantae, Streptophyta, Magnoliopsida, Amborellales, Amborellaceae. The record is from RefSeq and is a predicted model, not a curated record.